This is a messenger RNA of Belonocnema kinseyi, 1051 nucleotides long. Its product is annotated as DNA replication complex GINS protein PSF1-like. Lineage: Eukaryota; Metazoa; Arthropoda; Insecta; Hymenoptera; Cynipidae. The transcript is spliced from 4 exons. Bases 132 to 713 code for a protein of 193 amino acids. Gene Ontology annotation, biological process: DNA strand elongation involved in mitotic DNA replication; DNA replication. The record is from RefSeq and is a predicted model, not a curated record. Gene Ontology annotation, cellular component: GINS complex.
AAUUCCUCAUCUCUGUUCGAGUUUACUGUUUUCACGUUUUUCAGGAAUACACUUUACACUCGCUUUUUUGGAGUCAGUGAGAAAGUUUUUGGAGUUUUUGCAAGAAGAGUUUUUCGAAAUUUCGAAGAAACAUGUAUGGAAAGGAGGGUUUGAAACUUAUCAAUGAAUUAGUACUUUCCGAUGAUAUAAAACCAUUCAAUGAUCAUGUGUUCCGUGGUGUUCUGAAUGAAAUCCACACCCUUUAUGAAGCAAAUUUAGCUGAUGCCGUACAUGCGAGUGCAGGUGCAAGCAAUACGCACUACAGAUCCCUUCAAUUUCGUCAUGCGGUUUUGAACAGAAACAAGCGACUCCUCUUGACUUAUGUAUAUCACAGAAUGAAGAGAAUGAGGAAACUGCGAUGGGAAUUGGGAAGCAUUCUUCCGGCAGAAAUUAAAGUUAAUUUAACUAAUCCUGAAGAGCGGUGGUUCAAUUCGUAUAAUAGAUCUCUAGCAACUUAUAUGAGAUCAAUUGGAGAAGAAGGAGGACUAAAUAUCAUGAAAGAUAUGGUUCCACCGAAGGCUCUUUAUAUCGAGGUCCGCUGUCUAGUCGAUUAUGGAAGAUUCGAGUUCGAUGGUGAAAUAGUGAAUUUGAAAAAAAAUACUCAUCAUUUGCUGCCGAGAGCAGAAUGCGAAACGCUCAUCAGGCAGGGAAUUCUCGAACAUGUUAAUAUAUAAAUUAUAACUGAAAUUGUGAUAUUUAUUGCUAUCGCAUUAAUAUCGAUAAAUUUGUAUCUAUAAUAAUAGUAUAAAGAAAAAUCUACGUAGGAAAAAAUGUUAAACUGUGAUGCAUUUGUGUCAGUAGGAAAGUCAAUUAAUCUAAAGAAAUUUCAUAGGAAAAAACGCUUUAUUCAGGAAGGUUCCGUCGAUUGCAAAAUUGAAUUGUAUCAUGACGUGAUGUUGAUUUUUAUCAUCUGAUGUCAUUGACGAAUAAGCGAAUUUUACUGUAAUUCAAGUGAGCUUCCUGUUCAAUGAAUUAUUAAUUAAUAAAUACAUUCGUUCAUUUUUUAUAGGAA